Messenger RNA from Saccostrea cuccullata (small rock oyster), 2749 nucleotides. Its product is annotated as mucin-2-like. NCBI's taxonomy places the organism in Eukaryota, Metazoa, Mollusca, Bivalvia, Ostreida, Ostreidae. The record is from RefSeq and is a predicted model, not a curated record. The coding region runs from base 20 to 2689 and encodes 889 amino acids. The transcript is spliced from 6 exons.
AUACCGCUAACCCUUCAUCAUGUCCCUCUGGAGUCUCACAUUGGUAAUUCUCGUGGUUAGUGUAUUCCGGAUACAAAACACGAGAGGAUUUACUCUGUCUAGACAAGGUGGAUGUGCUCCAGUCAGCGUUAACUGCCCUAACGUGAAAUACGACUUCUCGUCCGGAUGUUUUGUUUGUACGGGGGAGGACAAACAACAGAUGGGUUCCGGUGCAUCUGUACCGCAGUAUGUCAGUCCAGUAAAGGAAAAUUGCAAGGACAAAGGCAUCAUGCUUCAGUUGAUGCUGAAUAUUCCUAACAGUGGCUGUUCUACUUGUGGACAGAGAGAACCAAUGCCUAUCGGCUGGAACCCUAUGGCUAUGACAAAUUCUCCCCCAUCUUCUACCCCUCCCCCUGUAACUACAACAACGAACCCUCCAGAAACGACGACAGAAAAUGUCCCAUGUCCAUGUAAAGACCCCGCUCAUCAUGGUACUCAUUCUACCACUAGUACAACUGUGACAACUCCGGAAACCACCCCCAUACCAACUACCACCACCCCUCAAACAACUACGUCUACCCCUCAAACCACUACGUCCACGCCUCAAACAACUACCACCACCCCUCAAACCACCCCAACAGAGAAAACUAUGACAAAAACAAACCCAACUACAACAGUAUCUUCUACAACAAAAACUACUCCUACCUCAACUACUUCUACAACCUCCAAAGCCACUACGACUAAAGUUACUACUACUACUACAAAAAAACCAACGUCUACUGUAAAGACUGAACCAACUAAAAGACUACACCUGACUACAACAACAACCACUACAACAAAGCCCAGUACCUCGACAAAAUCACGGCCCCAUCACACCACAACCACUACUCCUAUUCAGAAGAGCACAACCUCUAAAAUAAGCGCAACAUCUACCGCCGCUUCCUCCUCAGCGAAAAAUUCAGCAACCUCGAGUACUUCACAAGAGAGCAACUCCUCUAAAAACAAUCACUCUAAUGGCGGCAAUUCUAAACAUGAUAAUUCCUCAAACAACAAUUCAAAUCACAGCAGCAGUUUCACAAACAACACUUCCUCUCAUAGCAACACCUUCACCAGUAGCAGUUCCUCUAGCUCUAGCUAUUCUAGCAGCAGUUCCUCCUCUAGCAGUAGUUCCUCUUCAAGCAGUUUCUCGAGCAACAGUGGCAACCAAAAUACGACCAACAGCAACCACCAUCAUGGCAACAACCACCACCACAACAAACAUCCUCACAAUGGCACCAGUUCUCAUAGCAACAAUUUCUCUAACAGCAGCUCAUCCCAGAGCAGCUCCUCCUCCAGCAGUAGUAGCAGCACUAGUUCCUCACAAAAUGGCAGCAAUUCCAACAGCAGCCUUCCUCACGGCCAUGGUCAUCACAGUUCUCACAAUACGUCCAACAGCAGUCAGCACUACUCACACUCAAACAGCUAUACUACAAAUAACGGCUCCUCACAGAAUAACUUCUCAAAUAGCAGUUCUUCUCACAACAACAACACGCAGAAUAGCAGUUCCAAUACUAACAGUAACAGCUCGAAUAACGGGUCAUCUAAAAAUAACAUCUCCGGAAACAAUAAUUCUUCCAAUAGCACGAACACGUCCAACAAAAACUCAUCGAGCAGUUCGAACACUUCGAAUAAUUCCUCGACCAUUACUAACACUUCCAGCAAUAACAUCUCAAAUAACAUGAAUACCUCGAAAAAUAACACUUCAAAUAACAUGAAUAGUUCGAAAAACAGCAACUCUAACACAGUCAGCAAUUCUAAUAACAACUCCUCUAAUUCCAUGAAUACUUCCAGCAAAAAUUCCUCUAAUAACAUUAACAACUCUAAAACUAACUCUUCAAGCAAUUCUAACACUUCAAGCAAUAACUCACAAAACAACGUGAAUAAUUCCAAAAGCAACUCUAAUAAUUCCACAACUUCCAAGACCUCGUCAAAUACCUCCACCUCUAACACCAUGAACACUUCUAAUAAUAGUAACAAUUCGAGUAGUACCAACAAUACAAACAACAGCCAGACCCAAACGAACCACUCAUCUAGCAGCAACUUCCACAAAACAACUACCCUCAAAACAACGACCACUCCCGCAAAAACAACAACCCUAAAAACAACGACUACCCCAACAACUCCAACGACGACGACGACACCAACAACGACGACAACACCAGCAACGACGACAACACCAACAACGACGACAACACCGACCACGACAACAACUCCCACGACCACGACAACACCAACUACGACAACAACUCCAACCACGACAACAACUCCAACCAUGACAACAACUCCAACUACGACAACAACACCAACCACAACGACAACACCGACAACUACAACAACACCGACCACGACAACAACACCAACAACUACAACAACACGAACUACGACAACAACACCGACCACGACAACAACACCGACAACGACAACAACACCGACAACCACUACAAUUAAGAUAACCAUGCCGCCAGAAUUAAAAACAACACAAAAAAUAACUGUGCCGCCUUCAUUGAAAACAACAACAGUCAAGACAUCAACAACAGGAAUGCCUACAACUACAGGUUGUCCACCUUUCCCAACUAAUUGUCCGGUAGCUUGUGGAAGCUUUGAUAUGGUGACCUUUUGUCCUAUCUGUGACUACAACCUGUGUGGCAUGACACCGCCUACUUCCGGUUGAAAUGCCACUUCGUGUGAUACAUCUAGUCAUAAAGAUCACAAUAAUACACUACUGACUGUU